GUCGAAAAGAGGCCGAAAGCGCAGCAUCGACCUUGACAGCACGUUGUAUCAAUCUCAUUGGUUUCCCGCCAUCUGUUUCUUCCAAUAAGACAAAACAUGUCUCUCCAGCAGUUUGACGGUCUGGAGAUUCCAGCCCCCGCUGACUUCCAUGUCCAUCUUCGUGAUGGACCUAUGAUGGAGCUUGUCACACCCACUAUCAGACAAGGUGGUGUCAACACCGUCUUCGUCAUGCCCAACUUGGUACCGCCAAUCACCACUGUUCAACACGCUUUGGACUACAAGAAGAGACUCCAAGCAAUUGAGCCCAAUGUCAACUUCCUGAUGUCUUUGUACUUGCACCAGGACAUCACCCCCGAAGUGGUCAAGGAGGCCGCAGCCGCAGGUAUCACGGGCAUCAAGUCCUACCCCGCCGGCGUAACCACAAACAGCAGCGCCGGUGUCGUCAGCUACGAGCCCUUCUACCCUGUUUUUGAGGAGAUGGAGCGCCAAAACAUGGUCUUGAACCUGCACGGUGAAGUCCCUGGAUCAAAGGACAACGACAUUACUGUUUUGAAUGCCGAGGAGGCUUUCUUGCCCACACUUAAGGACCUGCACAAGCGUUUCCCCAAGUUGAGAAUCAUCCUUGAGCACUGUACUAGUGCGGCUGCUAUCGAGGCAGUCAAGUCUUGCGGUCCUACCGUCUCGGCUACAAUCACUGCUCACCAUCUCUUCUUGAUUGUCGAUGACUGGGCCGGCGACCCGCACUCUUUCUGCAAGCCUGUGGCCAAGACUCCAAAGGAUCGUGAGGCCUUGCUCAAGACAGUUGUGUCUGGCGACCAAAAGUUCUUCCUCGGCACUGACAGCGCACCUCAUCCAGCCAUUAACAAGCGUGGUGACAAGGUCGCAGCAGGCGUCUUCACUCAGCCUCACGCAGUCGGAUAUGUGCUUUCCGCACUUGAACAGGGCAUCGAGCGCGGUGUUUUGAAGGCUGAAGAUGUGACUGAGGAGAAGCUCAAGGGUUUCCUCGGAUUGAACGGCAGAAAGUUCUACGGAGCCGAGGACAAGAAGGGCGAGAAGGUGGUGUUGAGAAAGGAUGGCGUCAAGGUUCAGAGCCUGCUCAAGAAUGCUGAUGGCAGCCUGGAGGUUGUUCCUUUCAGACGCGACCAGAAGACAUGGAGCGCUGAGUGGAAGUAGAGAGACAAUUUGAAUGACUGGUUGGAAUAGAGUUGAUUGAAUAGAAGAAGCU
Aureobasidium pullulans EXF-150 is the source of this 1225-nucleotide messenger RNA. RefSeq names its product Dihydroorotase. Gene Ontology annotation, molecular function: dihydroorotase activity. Lineage: Eukaryota; Fungi; Ascomycota; Dothideomycetes; Dothideales; Saccotheciaceae. The record is from RefSeq and is a predicted model, not a curated record. Gene Ontology annotation, biological process: 'de novo' pyrimidine nucleobase biosynthetic process; pyrimidine nucleotide biosynthetic process. Gene Ontology annotation, cellular component: cytoplasm. Bases 97 to 1173 code for a protein of 358 amino acids. The transcript is spliced from 3 exons.